Molecule: messenger RNA, 1689 nt
Organism: Nylanderia fulva
Lineage: Eukaryota; Metazoa; Arthropoda; Insecta; Hymenoptera; Formicidae
Source: RefSeq, a predicted model, not a curated record
AUGGCUUCCGGUUCAACUGGAGAUAAUAUGCAAGACGAAAGUGUCGGUCCCUCCAGACAAAUGGAUUCCGAUCCAACUGAACAGCCGGACAAUGUACGCAAAAAAUCCGUAACAACGGAGGAACAGAAGUACGAGUUGAAACGUAAGCAAAAGAAUCUCGAACGCGAAUCCUUAAAAAAGAAGUUAAAGCAGAAGAAUAAUAAGCGUUACAUGUGUGAUAAAUGCGGGAAAUUAUUUUCGAAUUUAUCCAACCUUAGAAGGCACAAAAGGACAUUUCAUAAUAAUGGCAAAGAAGACGCGGACUCGAAAGAUGAUAAGCAAGAGGAACGUCCUGGUCCCUCCAGACAAAUGGCUUCCGAUUCAACUAGAGAUAAUAUUUUUAUUAGCACACCACAUCCGAAAAACAUUCAGAGAUUAUCCAGAGAAUAUCCAGAAAACAUUCAAUCAUCCUCAGCAUCUUCUUUGAACGUCUUCGGGAUACGUGCACUGUUACGGACGCCAGACGAAAGUGUCGGUUCCUCCAGACAAAUGGCUUCCGGUUCAACUGGAGAUAAUAUGCAAGGCGAAAGUGUCGGUCCUUCCAGACAAAUGGAUUCCGAUCCAACUGAACAGCCGGACAAUGUAAGCAAAGAAUCCUUAAAAAAGAAGAAACAGGAAUACGACUUGUUGAGCCGUAAGAGAAUGAAGUGCGAAUUCUUAAAAAAAAAGGAACAGAAGUUGAAGCGUAAGAAAAGGAAGCUCGAAGACUCUGACGCGGACUCGAAAGAUGAUAAGCAAGAGGAACGUCCUGGUCCCUCCAGACAAAUGGCUUCCGAUUCAACUAGAGAUAAUAUUUUUAUUAGCACACCACAUCCGAAAAACAUUCAGAGAUUAUCCAGAGAAUAUCCAGAAAACAUUCAAUCAUCCUCAGCAUCUUCUUUGAACGUCUUCGGGAUACGUGCACUGUUACGGACGCCAGACGAAAGUGUCGGUUCCUCCAGACAAAUGGCUUCCGGUUCAACUGGAGAUAAUAUGCAAGGCGAAAGUGUCGGUCCUUCCAGACAAAUGGAUUCCGAUCCAACUGAACAGCCGGACAAUGUAAGCAAAGAAUCCUUAAAAAAGAAGAAACAGGAAUACGACUUGUUGAGCCGUAAGAGAAUGAAGUGCGAAUUCUUAAAAAAAAAGGAACAGAAGUUGAAGCGUAAGAAAAGGAAGCUCGAAGACUCUGACGCGGACUCGAAAGAUGAUAAGCAAGAGGAACGUCCUGGUCCCUCCAGACAAAUGGCUUCCAGUUCAACUAGAGAUAAUAUUUUUAUUAGCACACCACAUCCGAAAAACAUUCAGAGAUUAUCCAGAGAAUAUCCAGAAAACAUUCAAUCAUCCUCAGCAUCUUCUCUGAACGUCUUCGGGAUACGUGCACUGUUACGGACGCCAGACGAAAGUGUCGGUUCCUCCAGACAAAUGGCUUCCGGUUCAACUGGAGAUAAUAUGCAAGGCGAAAGUGUCGGUCCUUCCAGACAAAUGGAUUCCGAUCCAACUGAACAGCCGGACAAUGUAAGCAAAGAAUCUUUAAAAAAGAAGAAAAAGGAAUACGACUUGUUGAGCCGUAAGAGAAUGAAGUGCGAAUUCUUAAAAAAAAAGGAACAGAAGUUGAAGCGUAAGAAAAGGAAGCUCGAAGACUCUGACGCGGACUCGAAAGGUUUGUCUUAG